Molecule: messenger RNA, 4670 nt
Organism: Labeo rohita (rohu)
Lineage: Eukaryota; Metazoa; Chordata; Actinopteri; Cypriniformes; Cyprinidae
Gene: dipk1c
Product: divergent protein kinase domain 1C
Exons: 4
Coding region: 1171-2517 (448 amino acids)
Source: RefSeq, a predicted model, not a curated record
ACGGUCAUUUAACAACUUUAUUAUUGCAUUUCCAAAUGACCUCAUAUGAGUCCUUAAGCAAGCCCCUCAAGGUGAAAACAAAUACAACUCCAUUUGCAAACAAUGUGCUCAUUCAGCACUUCACGGACUUUGGGAAAGCGCAGGAGAUCUCAAGAGUAUCUGUGAUUUGCUGAUAGCAUUAAUACGUUUGAAGACAGAAUCCCUCACAGAGCGCACAAGGCUAUCUAAUUGGCAAUUAAAGUAACCCGAGACACUCGUCUCCGACGCGUCGAGGUUUAAAGAAACACACAUAAAACAGAUGAACGAUUCUCGCUCUUGGCCACAAAGCACUUUCUUUUAUGAGGCAAGUGAUUAGGGAUUCUAUUCACCUGCGGCUGCUCUUGCAGGCUCUCACAAUCGAAGGAAAAAACGACCGCUGAGAUUCCCACCGCUGUCGUUACCGGCAGAACUGCAAGCUCAGCCCUCGAGCAGCGAGUGCAAAUCAAAUAUGUGGGCAUUAUCACCGUGGGAGAAUCCGUCUCUAAUCAAAUAACCAGUAAUACUGGUACACGCCGGUCUCUUGUUUUGUCUGCGGUGCUUAAAAUGCAAGCAGAUUUCAAGUGAAGUUAUCCAAGGGUCCGCGUCUGGCACGAGAGACGGAUCUGGCACCGAGCGCCGUCAGGAAAGGCCCGGCUGCCUUGGAAACAGAGAAGAAGGCGACCCAAAGGAGGAAAGCACUCAAGAAGGGGGCGGGAGGCAGAGGGAAAAAAGGUGGAGUGUUGUAUGAAGAGAGAGAGGGAACAGAGAGCCAGAGGCAGAGUGAAAACACACUGGAGCCUAGAGAAACAGUCAACGUGAGAGUGACCGAAUGAGGCAGAGCAAGUCUGGCCUCGACUCUGAGGCGUUCUUCACACUCCGGCGCUCGCCUCGUUCAUUCACAAAACAAACGCGAGAAGGCGGAGAGGAAGCAGAGAGAGAGAUCCGCUCUGCGUAACAGGAGGCAGUGCAGCAACGGAGCGGCGCGAUCAGGCAUGCGAGUCCCCCGAGGAGACGUCAGGAGGAGGUUAACCGCAAACGCCGACCCCGAGCGAGAGCAGCGAGGCGCACAUCCUCCACGACGCCACAGAUGCCACAGACUCCCACAUCCUUGAGUGGAAAGCAGAGGGCUCCUGCCGAAGGGGGUCCCGACAGAUGUGGCGGUCCCUGCGCGGGGCCCUCAGGUGUCUGGGGGUGAAGGUGUGCCGGAGGAGCGUGCUGCUGGUCGUCCUGCUGUGGUUGGCCUCAUGGCUCUUCCUCAACGGCCUGGUGUUUGUGCACAGGAACAUGUUCUCUGACUUCUGCACUGAUGAUAAGAGCAAGGAGAUCCUGCAAAGGGUGUGUGACGAGUAUCAGCAGGGUGUUCUGACUGGUGACCUCUGCGAGGACCUCUGCGUGGCCGGUCGUGUCGAAUACAAACGCUGCCUCUAUUAUGAGAAUGGCAAGAAGGUCAUGGCCGCCAGCUGGCGUGGGGUGCCUGUCGUUCUCAAGUCAAAGCUGGAGAACUUUUCCUCCUAUGAGGCUUUAGCUCUGCUGGAGUACCAGGAUGCGGCGGGAGGUGCGGGUGGCGAGGAGGAGCUCUCGCCUCUGGAUGUCGUCUUCUACGCCACUCUGGAGAUCAAGAACUCUCUGGGCUUGGAGACGGGAACUAACUUGACAUUGCCUCGUUUGUGGGGCCAAAAGCUGAAGGAGAACGAGCGGACGUAUUCGCGAGCUGAGCUGGCCUCGCUCUGGGCUCUCCUUCAGCAGGAGGAGUACACUUUCCUCAGGGUCCUGCAGGAUUUAACCCACCAUGUGGCCAAGAUCUUGGGCUCCUGUGGUCACUUUUAUGCCGUGGAGUACUUGGCGGCCGGACAUGCAUGGGAUCAACACAUAUUCUCACUGGAGGAGCUGACGCUGAGCCCCUCACCGAGCCCCUGGAGCGGACAGGAGAAGAUGAUAACCGCAAAAGAUAUGGUGCCCCGAGUGGCUCUGAGCUUUCUAGAGAUGGUGGAGCAUUUCGAGAAUGACUUUUCUCAUCGGUUACACCUCUGUGACAUCAAACCAGAAAACUUUGCUAUCAGGAAAGACCUGACGGUGGUGGCUAUAGAUGUGGACAUGGCUUUUUUCGAGCCCAAAAUGAGAGACAUACUUGAGCAGAACUGCACCAAUGACAAUGACUGCAACUUCUUCGACUGCAUUUCCAAUUGUGACACAACUAAAAACAGAUGUGGGCCAAAACGCAGAAACAGCAACCUUCAGGUGAUCUGUGAGAAGAUCUUCAGGCCUUGGUUUUCUCCCACGCUGCUCGGCGCUAAAGCGGGGCUCCCCCUGCAGGUGGAGCUGCAGCGGGCCGUGCAGGAGUGCGCCGAGAUAGACGGCGGGGAGGACGCCAGGCGUACGCGGGCCGUGAGAGAACAGCUACAGGAUCUGCUCGUGGAGCUCAUUCGGGAGGACACGGGAAACCAGGGUGAAGGCCAGGAACACAAGAUGAGACGCGUCCAUACGGCACUUAAUUUCUAAAUGAACUCUCGAAAUGGCUACGAAAGAACAAACAUCUCAGAUGACUAUUAUAGUUGAGAUAACAGCUGUUUUCCAACAGCCAGAUUCAGUACCGUAGUUGUUUACUGCUAAUAUUCAAAACAUCUGUUAACCCUCUGGUGCUGUUCAGUCAUUUUUGACCAAAUUGAAAAAAAAAUUAUAUUUUGUUUUUUUCCUUCAUCGGAAUGGUACGAAACUUGGUAAAGGUUUUGGCACUUGCUACGUGAACACACUCAAAAUAAUGGACAUUGUUUACAAAGAUUAAAUCUGACCCUGGACCACAAAACCAGUCAUAAGGGUCAUCAUCUGAAAGCUAAAUAAAUAAGCGUUUGUUAGGAUAGGACAAUAUUUGGCAGAGAUACAACUAUUUGAAAAUCUGGAAUCUGAGGGUGCAAAAAAAUCAAAAUAUUAAGAAAAUGACCUUUAAAGUCGUCCAAAUGAAGUUCUUAGCAAUGCAUAUUACUAAUCAAAAAUUAAGUUUUGAUAUAUUUACGGUAGGAAAUUUACAAAAUAUCUUAAUGGAACAUGAUCUUUACUUAAUAUCCUAAUGACCCCUACAAUGUAUUUUUGGCUAUUGCUACAAAUAUAUCCAUGCUACUUACUUUUGUGGUUUAGGGUCAUAAAUGGUUCUGGAAAAAAAAAAAAAAGUUGCACUUGUACUAUUUGUGGUCAAAAAUUACCACAUUGAAAACAAACUUCAUCUAGUGGAAACGAGGUACCAAACAAAAUCUUACUGAAAGCACAUUUUUUUUUAAAUAUCAACCUCAAAUUUGUAACACAACUUGUUUAGAUUUAUGGCUUUGAUUUUCCUUUUUAGAGUAAAACGUGUUUUGGAAAAAAGAUAUAUUUCAUAUAAAAGUUAAAAAAUAACAUUUUUGUGCGUUUUUUAUAAUAAUAAACUUAUACGUCUAUAACUUUUUUUUUAUUUUCCCAUUUUUUCGUCUUGUGUGUUUUCUUUAAAAAGAGACUAAAUGUAAGUUUGUGCUCCAAAGCAUUCAAGAUUUACUACAGUUUAACUGGGAAAUUAAAUUUUCAGAUCAAUGUUCAAAAACUGGAUAAAAAUACAAAAUAUUAAAUUAAAUAAGAACAUUAGCAAACUAAAAUAUAGUACAUUAAUUUCAUUAAAUUAAAAAAAAAUAAUAAUAAACGGAGCAAUUCCAAUAGGGUCCUCGCACUGCAGUGCUCGGGCCCUAAUAAUAAUAAAUAAAUAAAUAAAUAAUAACAAUUUGAGAGGCACGCAAGCAGCACCAGAGGGCUAAAAGGGAAGUUCAGCUAAAAAUUAAAAUUACUUCUGUGACACACAAAGGUUUUUUUUUUUUUGUCAUGUGUUCCAUAGAAGGAAGAAAUCCAUACAGGUUUUUGGGUAAACUUUCCCUUUAAGGGUGUAGAUAUAAGGGUGUAGGCCCGUUCACACCAGUAUCGAUAACUAUUUUGAUAAUUAUAUUAGCUUCCACACCAACAUAAAAUAAUUUGGUUUCGCAGGGCAGUUUUACUGUUUUAUUGGAGUUUUACUCGAGCGCUUUAAAGCAGCAGAGAUUCUGAUUGGCUGUCAGUAAUUUGUAUCAUUCAUCAGCUGUUACAAAUCAUUUUGAAAGGGAUUCCAACAAUAUUGUUCCACUAUGCUGUUAUAGAUAUAUUUGUAUUUUUUUUUUUUUUACAACUGUAUCUUUAUUGUUAUCAUUAUAGUUAUCAUCUUUGGUGUAACGGUACUUAAAAAUAAAAGUGAUUUAGCAUUAAAAUAUUUUUGCUGGCAAAAUGUAGUCAUUUCAAUAGGAAUCCAAAUGAUUGGAAAUUCCAAACAGAGCGAAAUUUUCCCCACACAGAUUGACCAGCAGCACGCUGACAGCAGAAAGCUGCUUGGUUUGUCUUUUGUGUGAGCUGCUUGAUACAUCUCUACACUACUGACAACAGACAAUGCACAUUUGUUUCAUGAAAUUUCGCUAAAGUGACUGAACCAUAAGGCUCUCCUCUGGAUCAUCUCAGCUAAUGUAUCCGUUUUAUUUGCUGAAGAGAAUUUGUCUACCUGUGAUUUUGUAUAAGCAUUUCAAUAAACCAUGGCUCAGGCACAAUCCUUCCGUUUGGUUUUUACACAGUUUCAGCUGCACGCCGUCACGCCACAUUAUAGCCCCUACGCA